Molecule: messenger RNA, 573 nt
Organism: Lobosporangium transversale
Lineage: Eukaryota; Fungi; Mortierellomycota; Mortierellomycetes; Mortierellales; Mortierellaceae
Product: ribonuclease P protein subunit p20-like protein
Exons: 2
Coding region: 88-573 (161 amino acids)
Biological process (GO): tRNA 5'-leader removal
Cellular component (GO): nucleus; nucleolar ribonuclease P complex; ribonuclease MRP complex
Molecular function (GO): nucleic acid binding
Source: RefSeq, a predicted model, not a curated record
GAAAACUCAUUACCCUUUAUUAGUGAACAUCGCUUGGAGACAACAGGAGGUUAGGACAGGAAGUUAAUUUUAAGAGAGAAAUCUAUUAUGGACACACAGAAACGUUAUACAGUCGCGAGCUCUAUCGACAGACCAGACACUAAACGAACCAGGAUAUCCAAGGACACAGCUACAAUCCGGAAACGUACUCCUAUACGAGCGCCUACUCUACCAACCGACAUUUAUAUCACCACAUCAUCAAGCUACAAAGGCCAGCUCGCUCGUGCAAUAAAAUUGUUGGUCAGCGAUGGUCAUCCAUUUAUUACACUCCACGCCAUGGGCCCAGCGAUUGAAAGGGCGAUUGCUCUUGCCAUGGGAAUCAAUCAGGCGUGUUCCAAUCAAGUUCGAUGUCAUACCGAAACAUGUACAGUCAAUCUAACCGACGAUCUUAUCUUCGUCGACCCAGAACAGGAUCUAGAUACCCACGCUCGCCAGAACUCGGCUGUUCAUAUCCGGAUAGAGAUGAUCCAGCCCAUGCCUGGAACUCUGCGUGAAUUAGACCGCAGCUAUCGUGGAGGCAGAAGAAGGCGGUGA